This is a messenger RNA of Pseudomassariella vexata, 1230 nucleotides long. RefSeq lists its product as uncharacterized. The coding region runs from base 439 to 924 and encodes 161 amino acids. The record is from RefSeq and is a predicted model, not a curated record. The transcript is spliced from 2 exons. Lineage: Eukaryota; Fungi; Ascomycota; Sordariomycetes; Amphisphaeriales; Pseudomassariaceae.
GGUCACAUCGCCCUACGUGGAAUAUAGCAGCCGCCUGUUGAACCCAUGCCCACCACUCGAGCGACUCCCUCCAGCCGCAAAGUCCACUUAUUGGACGAUAUGAGCUGUCAGUUGUGAGGCAUCUCAGACAUGGCACGAUAGUCACCUCGACCAGGGAUAUACCCCGGGUACUUGGAUGUCGCACCGGACCCUAGUAGCAUCGAUCAUUAGCUCAUCUCCAUCUAGUCCCCAUAUGGACCCAUUGAAACACUGGGAAUCCUGUUGUUUGAGAUAAUGACGAUAAAGACAAGCCAAAGCUCCCCUUCCCUAGUUCCUCUCUCCCCCCAUCCUCUCAAGCAUCUUCAAUCCGUCAAUUCAGUUCUACCAUCUGUAUUACUUUUUCACUACUCUUAAACCACACGUACUCACAUCCUAUUACCACUUGUUUAACCUCCCAAAAUGUUGUUCAAGACCCUCGCCAUCUCCGCCUUUGCGGCCUUGGCCACGGCCGCCUCCGUCUCGGACCUCAUCAGCGAGCUCCCCUCAUGCUCGACCGACUGCCUCCAGUCGGCCGCCACCGAGGCCGGCUGCAGUGAAACCGACUACUCGUGCCAGUGCGGCAAGACGACCGACAUUCGCGCCGCCGCUCUGACCUGCCUGGCUACUGCUUGCGAAACUUCUGAACUCCUUUCCGUCACCACCAUAAGCGCCCAGAUCUGCCUCGCCGUCGCGGCCGGAUCCGCCACUUCCGCCGCCGCUGGAUCUGCCAUCGGCUCGGCCAGCUCUGCUAUUGGCUCCGCUGCUAGCUCGAUCGCCAACGAUGCCUUCGGUACCAGCACUGCCACCGGCACCGCUGCCACUAGCACACAGACCGGCGGUGUUGACCGUACCGAGGCGGGUCUUGGUCUAAUGGGUGCGGCGGCUGUGUUCGCCAUGAUUAUGUAAAACGGAGCUUGUGAUGAAUGUGUUUGAGCAACGAUUUCGCGCAACGUCUUGGAGCUGCGCGAUCGGCGUAUUUAUACCCUGACGCUGAGCAAGCGCAUGGUUCUGGGGCUUAUUUGUACACUAUUGUAUUCACAUACAUAUUCUAUUCUGUAGUGUAUUUGAACACGAAGGCUUCUUGCCCAUCUACUCGUAUCAUCGCACAGCGAAAGAACGUAUGUGGAUAGUGAAACGGGGUCAGGCGGUCAGUAGGAUAUACCUACCACCUAACACACUGAAAAGACGGCUCCAGUACCAACAGAUCCCAUC